Funneliformis geosporum is the source of this 665-nucleotide messenger RNA. The record is from the annotation of a GenBank genome assembly. Lineage: Eukaryota; Fungi; Glomeromycota; Glomeromycetes; Glomerales; Glomeraceae.
AUGAACAUAAUAAAUUCACUAGGAACAACAGAUCUUAUAGGAAUAAUUGUAUCGAUUAUUCUUGUAUACAUCGCAAGAUUUUAUUACAAUUAUUUAACACGAUCAAAUCCUUUGCCGGGACCCGUUCCAUUACCUAUCGUCGGAAAUUAUUUAUCGAUUUUUUAUUAUACCAAAGGUGAUGUAACACUAUGGUUAAAGCUACUACAUGGAAAACAUGGGGAUAUUUACGAAAUAUAUCUUGGAAGUUUAAGAAUAAUUGUACUCGCUCGAGCUGAUUAUGUUGAAAAAUUGAUGUCACCGUCCACAAAAACCAAUUACGUAUUGAGAUCGGAACAUAUGCCAGUAUUUGAUGAGUUAAACAUCACAGGAAAAGGAAUUCUAUUUAAUACUGACAUUCCUACUUGGAGAAUAAAUCGACAAUUAUUUUCACAAGCUGUUCUUACUCCGAGUUUCUCAAAAGAGGCCUUACAUCGGAAUCCAAUAAUCUUCAAUGAAUUAGUUGGAUAUUGGAAAGAAAUUGGAGAAGAUGUAUCAAUCGACUUUUCAAUUUGGAUUCGUAAAUUCACCACGGAAUCUAUCUUUCAAUUAGUUGUUGGAUUAAAAGUUAGCUCAAUGGCAAAAUAUUUUAAUGAUAGUGUAGAAUUAUCAAAGAGAAAGUUUAUUGA